Molecule: messenger RNA, 498 nt
Organism: Sinocyclocheilus anshuiensis
Lineage: Eukaryota; Metazoa; Chordata; Actinopteri; Cypriniformes; Cyprinidae
Product: SPARC-related modular calcium-binding protein 1-like
Exons: 5
Coding region: 1-498 (165 amino acids)
Biological process (GO): extracellular matrix organization
Cellular component (GO): basement membrane
Molecular function (GO): extracellular matrix binding; heparin binding
Source: RefSeq, a predicted model, not a curated record
AUGUCAAUCUGUGUUGAAGGUCAGAUGUCAGAUAUGGCUCAGGAAACUGAACAGGAAUUAGCACAAGCAAAGCGAGGGGUUCAGUGGCGCUCCACUCCAGACCCUGAGCAGCGCUCUGCUCUGACCACUGCAGGAGUCACAGUGCCUCCAUUUUGGGCAACAAUCCUUCUGAACUCUGACCCGAAUGGAAACCGUUCUGUCAGGCGACCCGCAGACUCUUUAAAGACCUGUGAACACGAGCGAAUGUCUGUGCUCACUGAAGCGGCCAUUCAAGGCUCAGAAGAGCGUUUUGUCCCAGAAUGCAGUGCAGAUGGGAGGUACAGAGCCGUUCAGUGUCACAGCAGCACAGGAUACUGCUGGUGCGUGAGAGUGGAUUCAGGGUGGCCCGUCCCGCGCACUUCAGCCAGGAACCAACUGCCUGACUGCAGCGCUCAGGAAACACACACGCUCAUCAUCAACAACAGCUACACACACACUCCUCUCUCAGGUCAGUAUUAG